CAUUGCGCAGUGCUGCGUAUGAGGGAGAGUCGCAUGGGCAAUGUUGCGCAAUACCAGGGGUUGCAUUAAGUCGAGGAACGAGCGCUUCCGGUGACAGGUCAAAACAGCAGGAUGGCAGAAUGGAGCGCCAGGCAGGAGAUGGAGACGGCGGCGUCGACACCCUCGUCGCAACAUGAUGCCGCAGAGGAAUCAACGGGACCAAAGCUUGCAAAGGACAAGCACUGUCCAUUUUGCGGCCAGGCUUUCACCUCUUCUAGCCUAGGAAGGCAUCUAGACCUAUACAUUAAGCCACGAAAUCCGAAACCACCAGAUGGAGUGCAUGAUGUGGAAGAAAUCAAGAAGAUCAGAGGUGGCAUCACGCGACGACAACCCAAGGCAAUAUCGAAGCCGUCUUCAGAAGUGCACGUUGGCGAGUGGAGGCGACACAGCAGCAACAGCGACGCUGCAACUCCUGCGCCCACCCGCAAACCACCAGUCAAGGUGCAGACCAGAGUAACAGCCGUCAGCCCAGUCAACUCACCCAUAAACAUUAAAGAUGGCGAGACGAUGCAGACGUCGCUCAAUGCGCCAAAUUGGCAGGCGACUGGAGUCAUCAACAACCUACCGCCUCGAGCGCCAUCGAGGAAUGACACGGUACCUCCAAGUGGACAGGCCGAGCGCAUGCAGGCUAUGCGCCGUGACGACACGGGGAAGCGCGUGGAGCGGCCGAGCUUUGAUGAAGAUGCCAUCUUGAAACUCCAAGAAGAUGCCGAAGUUGGUCGUACCGCGGAGUUGGCGCUACGCGAAUUGCUUGCUAGUCUUGAAGCUGCGCGACAGAAAGCCGACACGAAGGAGCUGUUCGAGGGCGUGGAUCUCUUCUCACUCUCUUUCCCGGGCCUAUGCCUCGCAAUCCUGCCUGCGCCUACAACAUUGCAAAGCUCCACGCCGUUUCCUGGUCUUGAAUCCUGGCCAUUAGACCCUCCCGGACAGAUGCAGUUCGAUUGCCUGACUCGACGUAUGAAUGCGCGGCUACGGGAAUUGCGGCAAACGGAGAACCCUGACGAGUCCUUUCCGCCAGCUACCUACUUCAAGCAAUCAGCGCAUGUGCAGAAUGCAUACGAGCAUUGGCAGUCCCUUUCGGAGUCGGAGCGAGUAUCUGCAUGGAGAAUAGAGAGUUUGCGAGCGUUCGCGCGAGCCCAAGAGCAGAAGGAACAAGCCCUGCUGCGCUUGGAGGCAGCCGAGACACGGAUUCGGCAUCUCGAGGCCGACUUUGACCGCAUGUCACGUUAUCAGUUGCCACGCGAGUACCUACUACACCCACCACAAACCAUCUCUGCGCCCGUCGCGGUGUUGCGGGAUGUUGAUAGCACUCACCGACACUCCUUUGCAGCGGAGGCGAGCUAUAAUGCUGACGCAUUGCUGAGCAAGUGGAGAAGUACGGUGAAAGCGACAUUGCGACGAGCAGCAGCGCCGUCUAUGCGUGUGGACGACCCAAAAGCUGCUCAAAAUCGUCCGGUGAAGGACCAAAUAGCAGGUGACAUGAUCCUCAACGGUGCAGUCAUAGGCGUGAAUGGGGCAAUGCGAAGGCAUGCCGGUGCGCCCGUACAUGACCCGGGCUUCGUAGACUACGAAACGCCGCCUGAGCCAGGCACGGUCAUUAGUGCAGAGGAAGAAGGCGACGAGGCUGAUGCAGAGGGCGAGGCUGACGAAGAUGAUCGAGACUCUAAACGCCGAGUAAACGGUGGCGCCUUGGUGCCUCACAAAGGUGCGGCCACUGCCUUCGGCCGUCCGACUCGGAAAGAAGGCACAACCAAUGUCAACGGCAAGCGAUUGUUGAUGUCGACCACGGGGUUAAACAGCCGACCGACCAAGGUCAGCAGAACGCGAUAG
Molecule: messenger RNA, 1869 nt
Organism: Baudoinia panamericana UAMH 10762
Lineage: Eukaryota; Fungi; Ascomycota; Dothideomycetes; Mycosphaerellales; Teratosphaeriaceae
Exons: 1
Coding region: 112-1869 (585 amino acids)
Source: RefSeq, a predicted model, not a curated record